AUGGCUACAACUUCUUCUUUCAUAGACUCAAGUGUUGCAGUUUUGACAACCUUGUUAUCAAAUGGGACAGAUGUGACAGCAUAUAACCGAUUGGUGAAUGGAUCCACCACAACAUUUAACCCUCUAGAGAAUGGAUCCGCCACCACCAAAUAUGACCAAUUAGAUAAUGGGAUCGAGGCUACUGUCGCAAUGCUUGUGGUUUUAAUGGUUAUUGGAGUCAUUGGAAAUAUACACGUUUUGGCUGUUUUUGGUCUACAUUUCCAGAAGAGUUCUACCUAUAUGACGUUUGUGUUUUCCUUGGCAGUUAUAAACUUCCUAAUGUGCAGUAUAGAAAUUCCUUUUGAAAUUUUGGAUUUACUUUAUCCGUAUGGUCUUUUCAGUGGAUCGUUUUGUAAAGUAUUCAGAUCUUCAAACGCUGCUCUGUCGAUGAGUUCUGUUUUCCUGCUCCUCCUUAUUGCAAUAGACAGAUACAAACGAGUUUGUCACCCAUUGAAAAUCCAAUGGUCUCUUAAAAAGUCAAGAAUACUCAUUGUGACCGUCAUUAGUGUCGCGACAUUUUUAGCCAUUCCAGUUGUUUUCAUUUUUGGACCCCACACAACAGAAAUAGCCGCCGGUGUGCAUGUUCAGAAGUGUUUCUUUGACGACAACGUGAAGGGAAGUCUGUACCCUUUGAUGUAUUUGAUAGUUUUACAACUAGUGUUCGUAGUGUCGGAAUUGGUGUUAGUGUUUUCUUAUCUUUCCAUUGGAUUAACAAUUGGAAAGCAUGUCAAGAAGCGGGCCAAAAUGACACAGUAUCAAAUGAAACGAUCCAAAAGUAAAAGAGUUAGUACCGAGAAUUUGAAUAGCCUGAACAGUCCUUCAAACAAUAGUGAUACUGACAAUGUGAAUUCUUUGUCUAUAAGCGUAAUCGAUAUCAAAGAAAAAAUGGAAAUAUCGGGUGAUCCAAAAGUACAUGACGAUCAUAUCUCAAAAUAUGAUACACCAGAGAAUAAAGCAACUCAGACCACUGGUGGAAAAAACGAUUUUGACGAUAUGAUGGAAAAGAGCGAUGAUGGUCGCAAUUCUUGCCCAGCGGCUCAGCACGAGGUCAAAAAUAACAUUAAAAAGAAAAGAGCCAGUAUUAAUAGCCAGGCGAAGAAACACACGAAAGUAUUUUUCGUGGUCACUUUGGUGUUUAUAAUUAUGUAUACGCCCUAUCUGAUUUUAGGAGUAUUUCUGGCAUUGAAAGAAAACUUCCGCGAGAAUAUGAAUGACUUGGAACUGACAUUUUAUCGUUUAGCCAUGAGACUUGUAUACGUUAAUGAUGUUAUUAAUUGUUUUAUUUAUGGAGUUUUCGACCACCGAUUCAAAACUUCAGUUUUUAGAUUUUACAAACGAUUGUUGUCAAUUUUUAAAAGGGAAAAUAAGCCUUGA
This is a messenger RNA of Saccostrea cuccullata (small rock oyster), 1413 nucleotides long. RefSeq names its product vasopressin V1b receptor-like. The record is from RefSeq and is a predicted model, not a curated record. Gene Ontology annotation, cellular component: plasma membrane. Bases 1 to 1413 code for a protein of 470 amino acids. Lineage: Eukaryota; Metazoa; Mollusca; Bivalvia; Ostreida; Ostreidae. Gene Ontology annotation, molecular function: neuropeptide receptor activity. Gene Ontology annotation, biological process: neuropeptide signaling pathway. The transcript has a single exon.